Pseudogymnoascus destructans is the source of this 666-nucleotide messenger RNA. It is a transcript of the gene P4HA2, whose product is annotated as Prolyl 4-hydroxylase, alpha polypeptide. The transcript has 4 exons. NCBI's taxonomy places the organism in Eukaryota, Fungi, Ascomycota, Leotiomycetes, Thelebolales, Thelebolaceae. The coding region runs from base 1 to 666 and encodes 221 amino acids. The record is from RefSeq and is a predicted model, not a curated record.
AUGCGGCAAGAUACCCCUUUGAACAUCGCCAUAAUUUCUCACUACAAGACCUCGCCCGCCUUCAAAGGUUUCGAGCCAAAGGCUUACAGCAAAGACAUUCGCUCCUCGGAGUCUUAUGAUGCAGUUAUCCUCAAAGCAGUCAAAUACGACAUUAGUGACCACUUUCGGUCCUACUUCGACUGGUUUUCGGGUAUGGCAAACCCGCGCAUCUCGAUGAUCUUUGCCUACGUUGAAUGUGAUGACUGUGUCGGAGGUGCUACACAGUUCCCUGAGCUUGUUAGUAGGUUAUGUGCCAAAUGGUGUAUCAACUGUGAAGCUGACUCUGGAGCUGGGGACGUUGCAUUCAAACCCCUGGGGGGAAAUGCAGUGUCUAUACUCAUCACCAUGAAAUUCUCAUCUGCUUUCACUGCUGGAGCUCUGUUGUUCCCGGCCCUCAUUUCUGGUGCGCCUAUCAUUGAUGGCGGAAUAGAGAACCGUGAGGACGCAGCCGCGCCCGCGCCCGCCUACGUCUGGUUGGCGUCUGGCAAGAAGCGCAGUCCUGUUGAGGAGGUGGCCGAACCCCCCACGGCCUACGUCUGGACUGCCCCCAAUAAAGAGAAGCGGAACGCUGCUGUGGACGCGGACGCAGCCGUCUCAGCCUACGUCUGGACUGGCUCCAACAAAUAG